Messenger RNA from Prorocentrum cordatum, 178 nucleotides. The record is from the annotation of a GenBank genome assembly. Lineage: Eukaryota; Dinophyceae; Prorocentrales; Prorocentraceae.
GACGCAGCAAAAAAAGACGCCAGAGGAGGUCGUGGAGUUCAACAAGAUGAAGAAGAUAUACGAUCAGGCGAUGCUGCACGCGUCGAAGAUCGACAGGAACGUGUCCACGCUGAAGGAGUGGGCAUGGGCGAAGAAGAACCCCGACCUGAUGACUACGUUCAAGGACGCGAACGCCAAG